CGGCAGUCGCGCCCACGACCAGCUGCCAGACAUGUCGCGCUGCGUCGACGGCCUGCGCCGCUGCAACAAGGUAAAUCCUGAGGAGCCGCCCAUCCCUCCGGACCCUGAACUCUGGCAGCGGAGGGACGAGUUUUUCGGCUGUGAGGACCAAGCUGCCGCAGCACCUCCGACGGUGCCGACACAGCCCCAGGUGCAGAGCAGGCAGAAACAGGACCAGCAACAGAGCAAGAAGCAGGAGAAGCAAAAGCGCAAGCAAGAGCAGCAGCAGCAGCAGAAAGCUAAGGAAGAACAGCAGCAGCAGCAGGAAGAGCAGCCGGUGGUGGAGAGACGCAAGUCCGGCGGGCGAGCCAAGCGGGUGCGCAGCUACCUGAAGAAGUGCCGGCGGGCCGCCUCCGGAGGCUCGUCGUCUUCGCAGGGCGCGGAGGAGCCGGCCAGGACCUCCUCCUGGUACGUGGAGCACUACCACGUGGCGGAGCAGAGCCAGGAGCACGUGUGCGAGGAACACGUCUGCGAACUGCCACUCGACAGGGUCGAAGUGCUGCGGGCACGCGACCUCUACGAUGACUCCGCCGACGCGUCCGACGGCGCCGCGUCCGCCGAAGACGGGGAGCUGGCGGCGCCCGACGCCGCCCGGGAGGUGGCGCCGCGGGACGACGCGGAGGUGGUGCGCGGCGAGCGGCGGGCGUCGUCCGGCGGCGGCGGGAGACGGCCGGCCGAGGAGGACGUGCUGGACUCCAGGAACGAGGGCGGCACGGAACGCGGCGCGGCCGCCGCCGAGGAAAUUCCCGAGGAUCGGACGAGUGCAGGAGGCAGGUGCACUGCGGACAAGUCGGUGAGCGCGAAUCUGGACGCAGAAAGUGCCGGAACGGAGGACCGCGACAGGUGCGAGCAGAGCGCGGCCGCGUGCGACGGCGACGCCGCGCUGCCGGCGUCGGACGGCGAGGCCGUCGAGUGGCAUGACGCCCGGUCCGAGACGCCGGAGCCCGCCGCUGCCCCCGGCGCCGCCGCCAUUGAGACUCCCAUCGCGCUGCCCGAGGUACGCCGCGCCUCCUGUUGA
Schistocerca americana (American grasshopper) is the source of this 1057-nucleotide messenger RNA. RefSeq names its product headcase protein-like. The record is from RefSeq and is a predicted model, not a curated record. The transcript is spliced from 4 exons. The coding region runs from base 32 to 1057 and encodes 341 amino acids. Lineage: Eukaryota; Metazoa; Arthropoda; Insecta; Orthoptera; Acrididae.